Ectocarpus sp. CCAP 1310/34 is the source of this 6269-nucleotide messenger RNA. The record is from the annotation of a GenBank genome assembly. NCBI's taxonomy places the organism in Eukaryota, Phaeophyceae, Ectocarpales, Ectocarpaceae.
ACAAGUUAGCCCGGGACGCUCUGCUUCCAAAAAACAAAAAACCCCAAUAACUUCUUCAGAGCAGGCAGGCAUCAAGGCAGCAGCAACUAACCCUACCGCUGCCCCUGGGACAGCCAGGCACGCUUGAGGCCUUAGUGCCGGAGAGGAGGCGCCUACCACUAUAGCAGCGGGCUGUGAAGACGCUGACUGCUCUCUCUCACCUUGUCUAGUGGUUUUCGUCUUGAAAAAGAGAGAGGAGGAGGCGAAGCAAUUCAGCGAUAGCAGCAGCAGCAGGCUCGGGAAGGGAGGGGUGGAGUGCUGGUUUCAGCAUACGCGGAGGGCGGCCGGCGUCAGGGGGUGGACGUGAACCAUGACGGGGGCAAACAAGUGCCUGUUCGGCGAGGGGAAGGAACACUGCUUGAAGCAUCGGAUGUAUGCUUUUCCUGGGGAAAAAGCGCAGUUUUGUUCGAGUCACAAGAUGCCCGGAAUGGUGGACGUGCACAACAAGCGCUGUGAAGCGGAAGACUGCCAAAAGCAUCCCACGUACGGCAUCGCGAACGGGCGGGCCAGGUUUUGCACCAAGCACAAGGGGCCGGACAUGGUCGAUGUCCACUGUCGGCCGUGCGAGUUCCUGGGGUGCAGCAAGCACCCUCACUACGCCUUCGAGGGGGACAAGGCCAGGUUCUGCGCCUCCCACAAGGAGCCCGGAAUGGUCGACGUGAAGCACAAGCGCUGUCACAAGACUGGCUGCAGGGAAAUGCGAGUGUACGAAACUCCCGAGAAGAAGAGCCGGUUCUGUGCGAUGCACCUGGAGCAGUGGCUCACGUCGAAGACCGUACGCCGCACAGCGAAUCACGAGGCGGGAUCGGAAUCGGCUCCGGCGAGGGCAUCGGCGAAACGGCAGAAAACUUCCCGGGGCGCCAAGGGCGGCUCGAAGGCAUCCGGAAAAGGCAGGAGCUCGGGUAGAGCCGCGGCAACGGCAACGGCAACGGCAACGGCAACGGCAACGGCAACGGCGAAGGCGAAGGCGAAGGCGGCGGCGCAGAGCCAGGCCUCCGCUUUCCGGCAACCGGACUUACUGGACUGGUCGCCGGGGGGAGAGGACGACGCAUCAUCUGCAUCGAGAGAGGGAGUGAAGCGAAAGUUGUCUAAGGCCGGGGGUGGUGAGGUGAGCCCGGGUCCCACGAGUAGGGGGGGCCGUGCAUCAGGCAACGGCGGGGGGGUGUCCCUUUUGUCCGCGGACGGAGGCGGAGGAGAGACCGCGGCGGAUUGUGUGAGGCGAAGAGGCGCACUGGGGUCCGGUGGUGGCGCCGACGCAGAGGAGGCAGCAGCGUCCGGUAGCGGCGGCGGCUGCGGCGCCUCCUCUCCAGCGGGGAGUGGAAGUGCCAGGGAAAGGGGCCGCCGGCCGGCUGCCCGCGGUGACAACGGGGAUAAAAACGGUGCCUUCUUUACGGCAGCUUCGGAUGCGGCCGCCGCCGCAUAUGGCGGCAGGGGCGAGAUCAAGCCCAAGCUGGGACCCAGGAUGUACGAUGGAUGCGUUGGGGGAGGGCCCGAAGGCAGCGGCAGCGGCGGCGGCGGCGGCGGCGGCGAUAUGUUGUCGCAUCUCGGCGGAGCAACGGCGGCGGAGACCUUCAUGAGGGGGAGAAGCGGCGUGGAGGAGCUGCAGCGGGUGGGUGAUGGCGGCGGCGGCAGAAGACGAGGACGCGGGGACUAUCUCCACGAGGGCGGCGGCUCGUUUAGGCGAGGCGGGGACGGAGGCAUGCCGGACGACGACCUUACGGGCUCGGGGGCAGACGUCGACAUGGGGGUUGGAGGUUCGUUCCUGAACCUCUCUCCACCCUCGGAGAAGUCGACCAUUCACCGGGGGCACCGCAGGCUGGCCUCGUUCGACCCAAACACGGACUGUUUCUCGCACUUCAACUACUUGGGCGGGAGCGGCAGUAAUGGCGGCGGCGCGCUGGCGGAGGCUAGCCGAAGGGGGCUGUUCUUCCAGCCCGUUGGAGCUGCCGAAGGCCAGGGGUACAGCCUGCCGCCCCGGGGGGGGGGCAGCAUCAGCAGCCCGGGAAGCUUCGGGGGGAGCUACGGUAGCUUCGGGGGCGGCGGAGGGCGACGCCAUCACCGCGGCAUGAGCAGCGGGUCCGUGGACCUAAAUGUCUUGGCACCGGUUCUAGCCGAGCUCCGGGCGAGCGGCGGGGGAAGCAUCGGCGGAAUACAGGCCUAUCUAGCACACGGGCAUCCGCCAAGCGGCGAUGCCGCCGCCGCCGCCGCUGCCCCCCAACUCCAGCAGUACACCCAGCCGCCGCCACCUCAUCGGGAAGAAACCUUCUUGCUCUCUCCCCGCGAUGACGGUAAUCGCAACAGCGACGCCUCUCGAGGCAGGCAGCAGCAGCAGCAGCGGCACGGCGGUGCCGCUGCUCCGUUUCCGCAGCAGCAGCAGCAGUACCAGCGGCUAGUGGAUGAACAGCACGAGCACAACCGCAGCGCGAGCACGUUGUCCCUACCGGUCGUGGCGGAGCCGGGGACCCCGCCGCACAUCCUCAGCGAUGAUGCCGCCUCUUCGGCAACCAACGGGCUCUCCCCUAGAAAGCUGACCCCCUCGUCCUCGACAACUCCCACCGCGGUGGCGGCUAGCGUUAGCGGCGGUGGAGCGGGCGGUGCGGCGGCGAUGCUUCACAACGGCGGCAAGGCGGCGGGCGGCGGCGUCGAGGCUUCGUUGGGCGGCGACGGCGACGCCGCCGCGAUCAACGCGGGUCAUCGCCGCUCGCACGAGUUCAGCGGCGGUGGUUGCGGCGGCGGCGGCGGCGGCGGCGGCGGCGGGGAUGAUGCCAUCAGGCGGGAGUACUCGCAGUUUUUUUUGUCGAUGGCCGGCGGUGGGCCAUCUGGAGGCGGUCGUCAGCGCGAGGAGAGAAUUGGCGCCCCCGUUCACGCUGAGGCUCAGCGCGCGUUUACGGGGGACGGCCACCUAUUGCGAAACGCCUCUUCCAUGGGGGAACGCCGCCGCCCCACCCCCGAAGACGACUACGCCACCUCCGCGCGGUAUGAGGGCGGGGGACACGGCCACCGGGAGGAGCUGGAGGACGCAGUAUGGAUCAAGCAGCGGGCGGCGCGUGCGAGCUUCCACCUGGGUCAGUCGGUGGGCGGAGCGGUUCAGCACGGGGGCGGCGGGGGGAUGCUGCUGUUGCCACGGGCGGGGGCUCCGCAGAGUGCGGCGGCGGCGGCGUCCCUGCCGCAGCGUCAAUGGUGAUGACGCUAGUUCCCCGCUCGGUGGAUAAUAAUUCCUUGCUGCUGCUGUCGAUGAUGGCUUCGGAUUGAUUGGAACCGAGGGGUUGUUGUUGUUGUGGUUUUUGGGAUUGGUGUCGGGACAGCGCCCGUGUGGCUGCUUGGCGGCCGGGCUGUGGCCUGUGGCCCGGCCGCUGCUUCUGCUGCGGCAGCGGCGGCAGCGGCGCCGGCGCCGGCGCCGGCGGCGGCAGACUCUGUAGUUGUAUACGCAGCUUGUUGCCCGCUUUCUAAGAGCACGGACAACGGCGUCGGCCGAGACGGCAAGGUGCGCGUGCUUGCUGGUCUCGUUUGUCUCCUCGGGAAGGAGGGACCUUGCUCGCUUUUCCUUCGUCCGUCCCCUGUGGACCGUUCAAGGUACUGUUCGGCUGGGAGUGAUUUGUCGGUGGAGACGGCGGGGCUUGGAAGAGGAAGAAAUAAGGCACAGGCUCGUUUUCCGGUUCCUCUUCGUCAGUCCUUCACAUAUAUUGCACAGCGGGAGGAUCACGGGUGUGUUGUGAAUUUCGGCGGGCACUACAGGAAUUUCAUAUUGUAUAACAUUUCUCGUUUAUGUGUGGUUGUUUGAGAGGUUCGGGGGCAUUGUUCCCCCCGCCCGUAUUUUCGUUCCCUUUUUUCCCCAGUCCAUCGUUUUGCCGCGAGAAAGUUUCGGGCUUGUCCUUGGUAGACUGUCGGGUAGUUUCGGGUUUUCGUCAAGAGUGUUGGUCGUUGUCAGCAUCGUUGUCGUUGUCACUGUUGUUGUCGUGUCUUGUUAAAACACCCUGUCGUAAUUCAGUCUAGUCAGUCAAUGUUUCCUGUUGUCUAUGAGAACCAUGAAUGGUGGCUGGCGCCUCCAACCCGCCUCCCCGGCUUCAUGAGUAUGCGUGAAAUGUUGCGGGUUGUCGGCAUGGGUCUCGGUUGUUGGCAUGUGCGAGUCCGCGCAGUGAGCGUGAAAGGCUGGCUGCUCGCGUGGUCCCCGGGUUGUCGUCCAGUCCAAAGCCUCCGGUCGGGUGAUGUGUGGGGAGGUUCUCGUUGUAUUGUACGCUUUGCCUCUUGUGCAUGCCUCGCCGGUUUCGGGCUCCCCCUCGCUUGAUCUCCGUUGUUCCUACAUAGUACAUGAAGUUGUGGUUUGUAUGAAAGCGUGGGCCGCAGUGUGUUGUGCCCCUCCCAUUCCCUUGGAUAUCUGUUGUCGUUGUUGCCUGUAUUUCUUACGGGUCGAGUGGGCGAAGCCCCCCUGUCCGAUCAUCGCCGUGUUGCUGUUUCCUGUCGUUGAAGUAGCGCAUCCGCUUCGCGCUGCUGCCUGCCUACCUGCCUGCGGGGGGGCUAGCGGGCGGAGAAAACGAGCGAAACAAAAAAUAAGCGUGCUGAAACUACACGACACGUUCUUUGACCUAGAAACCCGGCCGCUGUUUUUGUGUAGGCAGUGACCGGAUUCGAGAUCACCGUUAAAAACUUGUAAAAUGAUGAUAUUGCCGCCGUUUAUAUCCGCCAGUCCUCGAUUUGGAUAUUAUGGCACGGGCAAACAAGUACAUAGGAGAGUGGGGGCGGCACUUGCCAGAUUUGACCUAAGACGCCUCAUGACGGCGAUGUCCCACCCCUCGCCCCGGCGCGUGCUCUGUUUCCGUGUAUGGUGUUGCUGGGCGUGGAACGCGGGUCUUCUCUUGUUGGUUUCGGGUAGCACGGGACACAGGGUGUGUCAUAUUUGGUGGGGUUACAGGAAAAAAAACUAAAUAACGGGAGGAGACGGGGAGUUUUUUUUAUAUCGUAUUGUCGUCGUUAAUAUUUGUUUGUGGCUGUGGCUGUGGUUAUUCGUUUGUGCUCUUGUGAAACCUUUGGCCUGGCUUGAUAUUGUCGGGCGGGUUUCCUCAUGCGUUUACAUGUUUUCUUAUCACGGGGAGCGAGCGACCCCCCAGGUUUCGGUUGGAAAUAAAACCACGGCUUUUCUCUUGAAAAGCUGAGGCCUUGGUUGCAACCAUUGAAUAUAUAAUAGACGUCCGUUGACGCGUGUCCCUAGCAACCUUUUUUUGUUGCGGGGGGGCGGGGGGCGGUGCUAACGGUAUGAUCGGCUACCUAAUCGCGCCUUGAACCCCCCCCCCCCCCCCCCCCCCCCCCCCCCCCCNCCCCCCCCCCCCCCCCCCCCCAAGUCGGUGUAAGACUCCUCUUCAUAUUCUUUUUUGUCAUACGCGUUCCGCUCAAUUUGGUGGCACGAAACGUGAGCUACACCAGUUCUGUGGGGUUGAUGCCGGCAGCUCGUAGGAGUUUCACGGCUUGGAGUGGCGGUGUAUCCUCGGUCUUGCGCAAAGGUUUUGUGCGCGCCUGCUCGAAGAGGUUGUUGUUUCCUUUUUGCCCCGAAGCUAGAGAGGGCGUGGUGCUGCUGGCUGUGUCACGAGCGAAGGGGGAUGGAUCUUUGCGCGGACGCGAAGAUUGGAUAUGUUUCCCCCCAUCACCUGGUGGGGGUUUGUACGGCUGGCAGUUUAACCUCUUCGUCGUGAUAGUCAGUUUUUGCUGUCCGUUUUGUAUGACCACACGAUUGGGUUGGUUUGCGUAUGAAGGAUGUUGUUCCCGAUGCUGGAGGAUGUUGGUGUUCGCGGAGAUUGGCAUUGUUGUGUGAAAAGUUUACUUACUCCUAGUUUUCCCUUUCAACACUACGUGGUACAAUUUUGCUCCCUAAAUUAUGAAGAAGCGCUUUUGAUAUGGUCCCAAUAGCAAGGUUGAAUACAAUGUAUCAUAGGUGUUUAAGCAAAUCGAAUUUUUUGUUUUGCAUGCAGCUAGCUUGGUCCUCGGGUAUACGCAAGUGUUGUCUGCGAGACAUCCUUCUUUGGGUGAGGCUUGAAUGGGCAACGUGUGGUUCCGAUACAACAAUCUUCGUGGCUGCAAGAUAAAGGUGUGAGCUAACACAACUAGAAUUCCCGCCUUUUUUUUUUAACAAAUGUUUUUGUGGCCCUUUUUGUUUUUGCCCUGUUGCUAACGAGGACGGGCUGCGGGUGCCGGUAGAAGCAGCAGAGAGAGAGAGAAAAGGUCCCCGCAGUUUUCUGAUU